Molecule: messenger RNA, 3168 nt
Organism: Jaminaea rosea
Lineage: Eukaryota; Fungi; Basidiomycota; Exobasidiomycetes; Microstromatales
Exons: 2
Coding region: 121-3099 (992 amino acids)
Biological process (GO): transcription by RNA polymerase III
Cellular component (GO): transcription factor TFIIIC complex
Molecular function (GO): protein binding
Source: RefSeq, a predicted model, not a curated record
CCCCUUGACAAUCGCAUUCCCACACAUCUGAUCAUCUCGGAGAGCGUUGUGCGCUCCAGUGUGCCUGGCAUGCCGCCUCGAAAGGCUCCAGGCCAGGCUCGGCCCGACAAUGUCGCAAUGAUGGCCGCCUUCACAUCGUCAUCGCCGCCUUUCUACCCUCGCCCUGCGGAUGGCUCGCAUCCACCUCCCACCAGUGGGCCCUCGCGACUUCAACGAUCCAACUCGCAGACCAGCUCCUCGGCGAGUACCAAUGACUGGAUUAGCACUCCUCCGCCUCAUAGCGGCGCAAGCAACACACAAACUCAGCCGCGUCAGUCCUCGUCUCAGCGGCCUCAGAGGAUAAGGCGUGCACCGGCCAGAGUGACCAUCGACUUUGAGGAUGACGAGGGAGAAGGCACAGCCUCUUCAUCGUCUGUCAUGAGGAGGGACGAGGAGAGCGAAGGAAGCGACUUUGAUCCCGAGGAAGCUGAUGGCGAGGACGAUCAAGACGACGAUGUUGAUGAAGAAGACGGGGAUGAGGACGACCCGGAGGAUGAGGACGACGAUGCACGCGUCGCGACAAGGGAGCCAGAUGACGAUGAUGAUGACCCAGUCAUCGGUGUAGCCCCUCGAGUAAUUCCUCGAGCUAGUGCUGCCGCCAAGUCCCCUAAGAAGGCGAAGAAACAGAAGCAAAGAAUGUCCACCAGCCGACCACGCAAGCCAAAGAUAUUGAGGGCCAGCGGUGACGCCUCAGAUGGCGCAUACGGUCGCUAUCGCCCCUACAUCGUUGAUCGUACCAUCGGAUCAUCCGCUCGUGCCUCUAAUGGUAUGAACCUCACUCGCGAGGAGCAGCGUCCACUGUUCUUCCCCUUCUCCAUGGGCGGGCAGCUACUUCGCGUGCCCGACCCAAUGCUUUCACUUUCAGACGUGGGCAAGGAGAAGGUCCGCCUCGAUACGAUCAACGAGCAGGACAGACAAGUCGACUUUUCAGAUGAGUCUAUACACGCCUGGCAACAUGUGACACACUGGGCCUUGUUGGGAAGGUGGAAGGAGCAUAAUAAGAGCUUGGUUGCUGAUUGGGGAUGGGAUGCGGGUAAGGGCUUCGUUUAUGAUGACGAGAAUGAUGACAAGGAGCUUGUGAGGGAGGCUUGGAAGGAGAAGGCGGCCGGAGACGCGCAGAUGGCGGAUGGAGAUCAUCGCAGUGUGCUCGAAAGCGCUCGCGGCGUGAUGCUGCUGGGAUUGGAGAGCAAAGAGAAGGGCUGGCGGUUCGUUGAUAGCACGCGAGCGCAUCGCUACGUUCCACCUCCUGCAGACCCACUGCCGGCGGUUCCCACCGACGCUAUCAAGACGGUCGGAGAUCUUGUGGAGCGUCCACCCCUGGUCAACAAUGCUCGCGGCGACUACAGCCUCGCUCUUAACCUCGAUGAAGGAGACGAUGUGGAAGUCAAGAGGGAGAGCUCGACGAGCUUGGAGUCCUUCGGCCUGGGGGCGUCCGGCUUUGUCUACAAUGCGGGCUCCUUCAUCUCUUCACUAGACUGGGCGCCAGCCUCGCACAUCUCCUCUCCGCACCCUGAGUACCUCGCACUUGCUGUCAGCCUGACCAGCCCUCCAGGCGCCGUGCCUCAGCAUGCUCUAGGGGAGCGAAGCGACGCGCCUGGAGCUAUCCACAUCUUAGGUCUCAGUCACGGGGAAUGCCGCCUCGAGUACAAGAUCGCGAUCAAGGAAGCAGAAGUGCGCCAAGUGCUCUGGAGCCCGAGGGGGUGGGAUCAUCGUGAGCCGCCUGAAGUAGGCCAUUCAGGAUAUGCCGGGGCGGGCCCACCACCAAGAAUCGGCCUUCUCGCCGUCAUGCUAAGCAAUCGCAAGGUGACGAUCUUCGCACCGCCUCACCCGGACGUCAUCCACAACAGCGCAGGCAAGGGCAAGGACAACAAUCGCGACGAAUGCAGCGCCCCCCUCGUCGAGCUUACACCUCUUCUUGAAUUACCCUUCCACGGCGCCUCCCGUCAACCGACUUGCAUCGCCUGGGGAUCUGGCGAGCUCCUCGCCGCAGGCUGUGUGGACGGAUCCGUCUCAGUCUGGCCGGUCGGUGAGCAUCUUCGUUCGAUCGGCAUGACUUGGCCCUCUCCUUGGAUCUUAGCCUGGGAGCGCAGUCCUCCGCCCUCCCACCACAUCCACCCAGUAGAAGGUACAGUCACUUCGCUCUCCUUCCUCAAUCUCCCUCGACGCUCCGCGACGGGACGAGACCUACUCACGUACUCUGAUACGGCCUCCUCCAAGCUCGGAGAUGGAGGUGUAGAGGGAUUUGAACAGGACUCUGCGCCGCACAUUCUUCUGGUCUCCUCGCUGGAUGGAACACAGCAGAUCGUCGACCUAGACGCGCCCGAGCUACUCUGCGGCGAAGCGACGCGCUUGCGCGAGCCCCUUUACACCUCUAGCUUCAUGCCUGCCUUCUUGGGCUGCUGGCUCGUAGAGCGAGGAGGCGGAGAGAAUGCGGUGCGACUCAUGAAUCCGCGCCCGGACAACUACGGGCGAUCGCACGGGUUGACGUCGCAUCGUGGCAGGGUGACGGCGCUGAGCGGGAGUAGGUAUCACCCUCUUGUGGCGAGCGGAGCGGCGGACGGCAGCGUCAAGGUGACGAAUGCACUGCUCAGCGUCUCGAGGACGGCAAAGAUGGUCGAUGGAAUGCUGUUCAGACUGGAUAUCCACCGCUCCUCCGGGAAGCUCAGAUUCGUGGACCGGGUACUACCGGAGGACUUGGUCGAUACGGCGAAGAAAGAGGAGAACGGAGAGGGGGACGAUGACGAUGAUGAGGACGGCCAGAAAUCACUCUCGCAGCUGAAUCUCCUCUCUCAGAACUCGGCUUGGCAUCCAGCCGUCCGCGUCACUGGAUUGGCGUGGAGCCCCAACGUACAGACGCCCUUCUUGUUGGCAAGCGCUACGGCAGCGGGUCUGGUAAGGAUCGACUGGCUCGCUGCGACGCAGAUGCUGGCAAGAAAGGGAAAAGGUGGAAAGAAGAGGGUAAGAUCAGAGACGGAUGAGGAAGGAGAGGAGGGAGAGGAGGGAGGAGGAGAGGAGGAGGACGCAAACGGCCACGGCGAAAUUGACGAGAGGGCCGAGUGAGAGGCCUGCGACGUCGAGAGCUUUGUCUUGAUCAACAGGCUCUUUCAAUGUCACCUAUUUCGAAUCGUG